UACCAAACUGGACCAGCAGGUGGCGACAGGUUACCAUCACUACAGACACCGGCCAGGUCUUGCGUUUUACAAAGUUUAUAAAAUAAAUAGAUUAUUUGUGUCAGCUGAGCGUUUACAUUUUGUUCCACGUGUCCAUAACACUUCAGGUUUUAAUUACAACCCGUGCGAUGGCCUCGUUUAGACUGACGAUCGCGUGCAUACUUCAUUUGACAUAUUUCUACUAGGACCUCCAAAUAUUUUUAUUUGUGUGCGUUAAAAAACAUGCGUGCGAUUUAAAACUUAAAACUAAAAACGCCAUGUUUGUUUGAGUUAAAAGUGAUGGUAAACAGUCAGCGAGCACUACUAGCUACUUCCUGAGUUUAGGGAAGGGGCUUGGUCGCGUGCCUGCGCCCCGCGAACGCGCAUCAAAUUAGCAUCGAUGAAGUUUGUGCGAACAUGGCGGAUUUCCUGCCGACCAGGUCCAUGUUAAAAGUGUGUCUGCCCGUCUGCCUGCUGAACAGCGGGGAGGUGGAACAGCUCCGAAAGUCCAAGGAGAUCGACCGAUGCCUCUCCCGGGAGAAAACGUACGUGAAGCGGCUGGUGAAGAUCCUGUUGCUCGGCGCGGGCGAGAGCGGCAAGUCGACUUUCCUCAAACAAAUGCGGAUCAUCCACGGCCAGGACUUCGACCAGCAGGACCGAGAGGACUUCCGAGCCACGAUCUACAGCAACGUGAUCAAAGGUGUCCGCGUGUUGGUGGACGCCCGGGAGAAGCUGCACAUCCCGUGGGGCGACCCGGACAACCAGAGCCACGGGGACAACCUGAUGGCGAUCGACACCCGGUCGGCUAAGAUGGCCAGCGGGCGGCUUGAGACGUCCAGCUUCCUGCGGUACCUGUCCGCCAUCAGAGCUCUGUGGGACGACUCGGGCAUACAGAAUGCGUACGAUCGUCGCAGGGAGUUUCAGCUGGGGGAGUCCGUGAAGUAUUUCUUGGAUAAUCUGGAUAAGCUCGGCGAGCCGGACUACGUCCCCACUCAGCAGGACAUCCUGCUGGCUCGCAAACCCACCAAGGGCAUCCACGAGUACGACUUUGAGAUCAAGAACGUCCCCUUCAAGAUGGUGGACGUGGGGGGCCAGCGGUCGGAGCGGAGGCGCUGGUUCGAGUGCUUCGACUCGGUCACCUCCAUCCUCUUCCUCGUCUCCUCCUCCGAAUACGACCAGGUGCUGAUGGAGGACCGGCAGACCAACCGGCUGCGCGAGUCGCUCGACAUCUUCGAGACCAUCGUCAACAACCGCGUCUUCGUCAACGUCUCCAUCAUCCUCUUCCUCAACAAGACGGACCUGCUGGAGGAGAAGGUGAAGAGCGUUCCGCUCAAGGACUACUUUCCCGAGUACGACGGGCAGGAGCACAACCUGCCGGACGUCCAGGCGUUCAUGGUGGAGUGCUUCCGGGCCAAGAGGCGCGACGCCACCCAGAAGCCCCUGUACCACCACUUCACCACGGCCAUCAACACGGAGAACAUCAGGCUGGUGUUCCGGGACGUCAAGGACACCAUCCUCCACGACAACCUCAAGCAGCUCAUGCUCCAAUGACCCCUGUCAACCUGUGAAAAUAGAGGACCUGAAUGGGGACAGACCACCCCCUCGCUCCCGACGAGGACUUAGGAGAGACCAGCCUCAGAAGAAUCCGUUAGACGUCGGCAUUCUUCUCCAGCCGUUUUUAUAUUAGUUUUUAACCCACCUCUUUGAAGAGUCGGUCUUCUUGUUAGUUAAGGGUUUGGUAGGGGAACGAGUCUGUGUGGCAGACUGUAGUCACAGUCUUGAGACUCUCUCCUCUGGCUGCGGAAACCUGCGAAACUUUUUACAAACCCGGGCACAUGGUCUCUAAACCAGAUGCACAACUUGCCAAGCAAACAGAUCCAGGAGCGACGACGUCUCGACAUGUAAGCAAAAAGAGUCGGGGCGGUCCAAACGCACCAGAGUCGUCGGCGCCGAUGCUGAUUUGUGUCCAAAGCACUGAAUUCUUCCAGUCCAAAAUCACUCCAUUGUUUCCGUUGCACACUCCAGUGCUGCUUUGUGUGCGUGGUUUCCAAGCCCCUGUAGUGUGUCGAAGGGUUUGCCAUCUUGCUGAUGAUCUGGAGACUGCACAAUUGUUUUGUUUAUUGCAUCACCGUCCCGCCCGCUUCUCGUCCCGUCAGUCACCUAUUUCUUGGCCUGGAGAUCAGCACAAGGACCAGUUUGUUGAUGGAGGGGGAAAAAAAGCGUUCAGUAAGUUCAAUAUUUUAAGUGGGAAAAUGGCUCCAGCACUGGCACCUUGUCCGAGAUUUUUUUUUUUAAAAAUAUGCAAGAAAAGGGCACAACCACAAGACUGAACCUCCGAUGCCUUUCCAUGUAAUGUCCUAUGUAGACCUAAUCACUGUUUAAAUCCUGCAUUUGUGCCUGUUGCCUCUAUAGAGUUAAAGCCAAUAUUAGAUGCCUUCAACAGAUAAAGAAGAAGCAAGUUCCCAUGCAAGUUGUUGUUUUUUUUUGGGUUGUUUUGAGGAAAAAAUGUCCUCUUUUUUUAUUUUUUAAACGGCGCAUUAGGCAGUCGUGCCAGCAAGUGAACAUGCAGUCCGCUGUUUUCUCAGGGUUGACUCAAAACCAGCGUUAACGCUGACGUCGUCGUUGGCGAUCUAACUGAAUAAUUUAAUCUUCGUCUGUGCGGCAGAGCGGCGAGACUCAGCCAGGCCUCAGUACAGUUAGCUGGGUGCUGUUUGGUACUGUAUCCUCCUGUCUUUGACCCCUGAACAUUGACCCACAAUCCCCCUCCCUCUCUCUCUUUGUUUCCAUCUCUGAUUAGAUGCCUUGUAAAGGGACAGACCUCCCCUGUUUGCCGAAAUGAUGAAUGUCUGUUAGUAGAUGUAGAGAGAUUUGCUCUAGAUUGUCUGUCUGAAUUUACUGUAACCAACAUUGAGGUGUGACUCCAGCCGUCUCUGAAAAACCCUCGACGGUUUGGUUGUUUUAUACGCCAACUUGACCUAUUUUUUUUUUUUUUUUUAAAGCAUAAGGAAUUUCUUAGGGGGGGGACAUUUAGACACAAAAAAAAAGCUACUGGACUUGAAUACUUCUGUCAGCAACUGUAUUCUGUAGGGGGCCAAUCUUUUUUAGAGGACAAUUUCCGAGCACUGUUUGAAUCAUCAUGUUUCUAUGCCAAAUCACCCCGUGCUAAAUUAAAGCUCCUGUGAGUGUCAAUUUGCUUCUAGUUCUGGCUUUGUACAUACUGUAAUCUGUUGCCAUGUAAAUAAUAUUCAGGUUUAUCUCUGUAUAUGUAAAUGGUUGUAGAAAUGGAUUCCUUUUUUUUUUUUCCCCAUUCUGAAUGUUUCAAAUCACUGCCUUUCCAAUUAAGAUUACCUUUUUUUUUGUUUUGAUUAGGAUGUAUGUCUUCAUUUUUUUUCAUCACCUUCUUGAAAUUAAUUCCUGUGCCAAGUCUCAUGCCACUCUAACCCUAUCAAUAAAAUACACUUUUCUAAUAAAA
This is a messenger RNA of Cyclopterus lumpus (lumpfish), 3490 nucleotides long. Its product is annotated as guanine nucleotide-binding protein subunit alpha-13-like. The record is from RefSeq and is a predicted model, not a curated record. The transcript has 5 exons. Gene Ontology annotation, molecular function: guanyl nucleotide binding; D5 dopamine receptor binding; G-protein beta/gamma-subunit complex binding. Gene Ontology annotation, cellular component: heterotrimeric G-protein complex; brush border membrane. Bases 436 to 1569 code for a protein of 377 amino acids. Gene Ontology annotation, biological process: Rho protein signal transduction; adenylate cyclase-activating G protein-coupled receptor signaling pathway. Lineage: Eukaryota; Metazoa; Chordata; Actinopteri; Perciformes; Cyclopteridae.